This is a messenger RNA of Eleginops maclovinus (Patagonian blennie), 594 nucleotides long. It is a transcript of the gene cga, whose product is annotated as glycoprotein hormones, alpha polypeptide. Gene Ontology annotation, biological process: thyroid hormone generation; positive regulation of steroid biosynthetic process. NCBI's taxonomy places the organism in Eukaryota, Metazoa, Chordata, Actinopteri, Perciformes, Eleginopidae. The record is from RefSeq and is a predicted model, not a curated record. Gene Ontology annotation, molecular function: follicle-stimulating hormone activity. Bases 71 to 481 code for a protein of 136 amino acids. The transcript has 4 exons. Gene Ontology annotation, cellular component: follicle-stimulating hormone complex; extracellular region.
GACACAGAUAUAAAACGACAUGGAAGGAAGCAAAAGUCCUGAGUAAAAAGCCAUCCUCUACAGAGACACAAUGAAGAAGGAACUUUCUCACAACAUGGUGACUUAUGCAAGCACGAUGCACUCAGUGAAAUCAGCUGGAUUGUCUCUGCUUCUGAUGUCUUUUCUUCUUUAUGUAGCUGAUUCUUACCCCAACAUUGAUUUACCAAAUAUGGGCUGUGAUGAGUGCGCACUGAGAAGGAACAACAAUUUGCCUGGCGACCAACCGAUCUACCAGUGCAUGGGCUGCUGCUUCUCCAGAGCUUACCCAACACCUCUCAGGUCCUUGAAGAACAUGAGGACACCAAAGAACAUCACCUCCGAGGCAACAUGCUGUGUUGCGAGGAACAGCUACGAGGUAGAUGUAAAGUCGGACGUGAUUAAUAUAAAGGUAUUAAACCAUACAGCGUGUCACUGCAGCACCUGCUACCAUCACAAGAUAUGAAGAUGGACUUGGAGACCUUUCUGCAGCGCUUAACUUGGCAACAAACUGUGUUUCUUUAAAAUGUAUGUUGAUAUGUUGCCAGAUAAUGUUUUUAUAGCAAUACUGUCUGUAUA